GAUGGAUAAUAGAUACGGCAUGUCAAUCUCUCUCGGGAGCCGACUACUGUUUGCUUCCUUCCUCACUUUUCGCUUUCUGAACAAUGGAGCUUGCCGCGCCUCCUCGUCUUGUAUACUGUCCCAACUCAUCUCCGCUGCCAAAACAUAGUGUUAAGGUUUCUCAGAGACCUAUCGCUUCCACUCCCACCUCUUUUGCUGAACACCCGUCUUUCUCUCUGAAUAGUGGCCUACUCCUGAGAACGUCGCGGUACCCACACAGACUGGUUGCCUGCGCUGCAUCGGUCGCUGAUAAUGGCUCAACGAUUGCAGCUUCUCCUAGCGGCGCAGGGGCUCGGAUUGGGGAGGUCAAAAGGGUCACAAAGGAGACUAAUGUAGCGGUCAAAAUAAACUUGGAUGGUUCGGGGGUUGCUGAAAAUAAUACUGGGAUUCCCUUCCUUGAUCACAUGUUGGAUCAACUUGCAUCGCAUGGGCUGUUCGAUGUGCAUGUGAAGGCUACCGGGGACAUCCACAUUGACGAUCAUCACACAAAUGAAGAUGUUGCUCUUGCCAUCGGAACGGCUUUUUUGCAGGCACUUGGGGAUAGGAGAGGAAUAAAUCGUUUUGGUGACUUCUCCGCUCCUCUUGAUGAAGCACUAGUACAUGUUGCGCUGGAUUUAUCAGGCCGACCACAUUUAGGUUAUGAUCUGCGAAUACCCACUCAGAGAGUUGGAGCAUAUGACACUCAGUUGGUGGAGCACUUUUUCCAGUCACUGGUGAAUACUUCUGGCAUGACACUUCACAUACGUCAGCUUGCUGGAAGAAAUUCGCACCAUAUAAUUGAAGCAACCUUCAAAGCUUUUGCAAGAGCUCUUCGACAAGCAACAGAAUAUGACCCACGUCGCCAUGGGACUGUUCCAAGCUCAAAAGGCGUGCUCUCACGUUCUUGAUUUUUCAUUAUGAUCAUGCUAAAGGUGGAUAAUCUAGCCUUAAGUUGGUGGUAAUUUUGAUCUAAUAUCCUCACUCCCCCCAAGCGGUCAGUGAUCCCACAUAUAUUGCAUUUAUUGAUCAUCGGUUGAAGCUCUGCCAAGUUGAGACAAAACAAUACAUACCUGGGUUACUACCGCUUGAGCAAUGCGACUUGCAAAUUAUCAAGGACUGAACGUCACCUAUUAUAUGAUUUGUUGUAUACCUAGCAGUGUAUUGAUCAACAAUAGUUGGCCACUCAGUUUAGUGUCAUCUGUUUGUUAUGAUCAUUGAACUCUUUGCAGAUUUAUCAAUGUAUAUCCAAGUUAGGGUGGUUUUGUUUCUGCCACUUGCUUUAAGCUUC
Juglans regia (Persian walnut) is the source of this 1306-nucleotide messenger RNA. Its product is annotated as imidazoleglycerol-phosphate dehydratase 1, chloroplastic-like. The record is from RefSeq and is a predicted model, not a curated record. Gene Ontology annotation, biological process: L-histidine biosynthetic process. Gene Ontology annotation, molecular function: imidazoleglycerol-phosphate dehydratase activity. Bases 84 to 926 code for a protein of 280 amino acids. NCBI's taxonomy places the organism in Eukaryota, Viridiplantae, Streptophyta, Magnoliopsida, Fagales, Juglandaceae. The transcript is spliced from 8 exons.